Etheostoma spectabile (orangethroat darter) is the source of this 5393-nucleotide messenger RNA. Its product is annotated as NAD-dependent malic enzyme, mitochondrial. Gene Ontology annotation, biological process: malate metabolic process; pyruvate metabolic process. Gene Ontology annotation, cellular component: mitochondrion. NCBI's taxonomy places the organism in Eukaryota, Metazoa, Chordata, Actinopteri, Perciformes, Percidae. The transcript has 16 exons. The record is from RefSeq and is a predicted model, not a curated record. Gene Ontology annotation, molecular function: malate dehydrogenase (decarboxylating) (NADP+) activity; NAD binding. Bases 248 to 2005 code for a protein of 585 amino acids.
AUAAGGAAAUCCCAACAUGUGAUUGGAUGAGGGGCCAAGUUAUUCUACGCUGCGAUGCUUCCUCGCCACUCUGCUGGAUCUGUGGCUGCAGUGAAAGGACAGACCAAGCGGUCAAAUAAUAGCAGUCAUACAGCAAACUCCAGGAUAAAUAUGCUUUAUAAGAAGUAACCUGUCCAACGGAAGUAACCACAGUAUUAUACUAUUUAAGAGCAGGAGCUUUCCACCAGUAGACCAGUGAUUUUCCACCAUGUUGUCCAGGUUGAGGACAACCUGGUCCCUGAGGCCCUGUGUCUCUGUUUGCAGAUGGGCACACACCAAAGAGAAGGGCAAGCCCCUCAUGCUCAACCCUCGCACCAACAAAGGAAUGGCCUUUUCUCUACCGGAACGACAGAUUUUAGGAAUACAUGGUCUGUUGCCCCCCAAAGUGGAGACUCAGGACAUUCAGGCCAUGCGCUUUCAGAAUAAUCUUAAGAAUAUGACUGAUCCCCUACAGAAAUACAUCUACUUGAUGGGCAUCCAGGAAAGGAAUGAGAGGCUUUUCUACAGGUUGUUGAUGGACGACAUAGAGGAAUUGAUGCCAAUUGUCUACACUCCCACUGUAGGCUUGGCUUGCACACACUAUGGACACAUCUUUAGAAGACCCAAAGGUUUGUUCAUCUCCAUUCUGGACAAAGGACACAUCCGUUCUAUCCUGGACAACUGGCCAGAGACUGAUGUUGCAGCAGUAGUAGUAACUGAUGGCGAGCGUAUUUUGGGAUUAGGUGAUCUGGGUGUUUAUGGAAUGGGCAUCCCUGUCGGAAAACUUUGCCUGUACACUGCCUGUGCCGGCAUUAGACCUGAUAGUUGUCUGCCCGUGGUGAUAGAUGUUGGCACAGACAAUGAGACUCUCCUCAGGGAUCCGCUCUACAUGGGGCUGUACCAGGAGCGAGAUCGCUCUCAAGCCUACGAUGAUCUGAUUGAUGAGUUCAUGGAAGCUGUCGUGGAAAAAUACGGGCAGGACACACUGAUCCAAUUUGAGGACUUUGGGAACCACAAUGCCUUCCGCUUCCUUAGAAAGUACAGGGAGAAGUACUGCACCUUCAACGAUGAUAUUCAAGGCACUGCGUCUGUAGCCCUUGCCGGUCUGUUAGCAGCCCAGAGAGCCAUUGGCAAACCCAUCACUGAACACCGGGUACUUUUUCUGGGAGCUGGAGAGGCUGCCCUUGGUAUUGCCAAUCUGAUUGUCAUGGCCAUGAUGGAGAGGGGGAUGACCCAAGCUGAGGCCAGAAAGAAGAUCUGGAUGUUCGAUAAACAUGGCUUACUCGUAAAGGGAAGACCUCAGGAAACCGACUCUAACCAAGAGGCAUUUGUCCAUGACAGUCCAGGGACUGUACCAAGCUUCCUAGAUGCUGUCAACACCAUCAAACCCACAGCUAUCAUUGGUGUGUCAGGAGCUGGACGUCUGUUCACCCACGAUGUCAUCAAGGUCAUGGGAACCCUGAACGAACGGCCAAUCAUCUUUGCCCUGAGCAACCCGACCAAUAAAGCAGAGUGCACAGCAGAGGACGCCUACACACUCACUGAUGGUAGAUGUCUUUUUGCCAGUGGCAGUCCAUUCGGUCCAGUGACUCUGAGUGAUGGCCGCGUCAUCACUCCGGGACAAGGGAACAAUGCUUACAUCUUUCCAGGUGUGGCCUUGGCUGUGAUCCUGAGUGGAGUGAGACACAUCAGUGACACAGUAUUCUUAGAGGCUGCUAAGACCCUUUCAGAGCAGCUGACAGAUAAAGAGCUCGAAGAAGGCAGACUCUAUCCCCCCCUCUCCAACAUCAGAGAGGUCUCGGUCCGGAUGGCUGUCAAGGUGGUGGAGUUUGUCUAUUCAAACGGCAUGGCGUUUCGCUACCCUGAGCCAGUGGACAAGGAUAGCUUUGUAAGGUCUACUAUGUGGGACACUCAAUACCACUCCUUCUUGCCAGACACCUAUGACUGGCCAGCUGUCAGCUUCAGCCCCAAGACUGACGUAAAGUAGUCUGAAGUAGCCCCCCCCCCCGCCUUUUGUUUUCCACUCAAUUCUUAAUCGCAGAUCUUUUGAGAUUAUCAUAACUUUCUUAGUGCAAACAUGAAUGUCCAGUGGAAGUCCAUUACUUCUGCCCUGGUCCUGCAUUCGCACUAAAAUAGCAUUAUUAGAUCUCUGAAAAGGUAGAGUGGAAAAUGGCAUUUGAAAGAGGAUAUUUGAAUGAAAAUGGCUAUUUUAUGCUUCACGUCCCAGUUCUUUAUCACCUCUGCAUCACAAACCUGCCCAGUGCCUGGAGUGCCAUCUGGUGAUGGGAAAAGGCAGUGUGGAAAUCUGGCUUCCUCGUUCCAACUUUGAGAUACAUUUUAGUUUGAUUAUACUGUUUUAAAAAGAACAUAACAGACAUAAUUCCAUGUUAUGUUACAGUAAAUGGCCACAAUAAGGGCUCCUGCACACUACUUAUGUGGCGGGAGUGUGUCAGCUGCAUGGCAUGUCCGGUUUUAUUUUGGUUCCCAUGCUAACCGGCUAGAGCUUGCACCCUGCCUCCGUGACACGCUCGAAAAAGAAAACGUGUGCAUGCUAGAAAGAGGAUCUACGCUAAUUUUUCAUGCGACACGCGAGCAUGUUGGAAGUGUUUUCAGGCAAAAUAGAAUACAAACAAACACAUUUAAUAAACAACAUUUUAAUGUUUGCAUGAAUGCAGAUAUAAAUGUAAUUUAAAAAAAUAUAUAUUGCACCUGUCAAUACAGAACAAAAUUAUUAUUUUUAUUUUAUUAUUUAAUUGUAUCAAGGGGAAACAUUCAGUGCACAAACAAGGCUAGCAGCAGCCGCGCUUCGUCAGACACGUUUCUGGUUUGCAAAGACAUAGAAAACGCCACGCCGCCACCACGCAACAGAAACGCCACGCUUACGCCACGCAGGCAGUGCGCAGGAGCCCCUUAUUGUUAUUGAUAUGUACUAAAACACCAAACUUUUACCUAACAAUCUCUAAGCCAAUUAGAUUGCGCUGAAUAGUAAACCAAACACACUCAAAGUUAAGCUGGGUUUUUACAAGCAGUAAUGACUCCAUGGUUUGUUUUGUGUUUGUGUUAUCAUCCACUAUCUUUCUUUUUAGUCAUGAAUAACCUGAAAAUAAGUGGGUGCCAUGCUAAUCCAAUGCCACACACACACAUAAUAUACAAAACUAUUGUCUUUUUAACCAAUUUGAAAAGUUACUCACUCCAUAUUUUAGGUAGUGAUGAGUCUAAUUUGAUGCAAAACAGUUGUUGUAUACACUCCUGAUUCAGAGCUUAGCUAGCACUUACUACUACUUUGACUAUAUGUAGCUACCUAGAGAUUCCCUAACUGAAUACCUGGUUAUUAACCUGAACAACUAAAGAAAGACCUCGGAAAUAAUGAUGAGAUCUUAGGAAGGGAAAUUUAAUAAAAAUGAUAUCUAAGAACACUCGAGAGAGGAAAAAAAACAUCCACUUCAGCAUUUAAUUUGUUUGAAUGCUUUUGUCACAUUGUUUUUAUUUCUCUGAAUCUAUUUUGGGUUUGUAUUUAUAUAUUUUUUUCCCCCGCGUGCUGUAUAUUCCUCUAACAGCCUGUCAUGAACACUCCUUUAAUAAAUUGUGGUAAGAAAAAAACACAUCCCUAAAAAUGAACCCUAUUGCUGAACUAUGAACAUUUGACAACCUAUACCUUAAAUAUUUAAAGAAACUGCAAGAUAUUUUGUAGUUUAAUUAUAUUUUGUGUACUAUAUAUACACUUUUGUAGAAACUGAGACUGUUUAUAAAAGUUGUGUUAAGUACACCCGCUGGUGUUUCGAGAGGUUGAUCUGUGGGUUUUACUCCUUGGAACAUGUUCAACAUAUUUACAGACUAAGCUUCUGGUCUACCGUGACCAGUGUUACUAACUCUUACACAGUCCUAUUAACUCAGACAGAUGAAAAAUACCUUAGGCACGUUUAUGUGUACAGCACCUUUCAAAGUGCUGUAGAUGAGACAUAAAAAACAUUAAGAACAACACAAGCCAAUACAAAGUAGACAUAAAUAAGAUUUAGAAGAGUAAACUUAAAUAGAAGGUUAAAAAAAAAAGCUAAAAUAGAAUAUGAAAGAUUACAGUCUAGAGCAAGAUAUGAAUAAAUAGUAUUACAUGUAAUGUCAUAAAAGGCAGAGGCAAACAGAAAGGUCACAAGUGUUAAUUUAAACAAACAAAGACCUCAAGUUCCACACAUGUGAUGUUUGAUGCAUGAGCGAUUCAAAAAUCGUAUUAUUGGCAUAAUAAGAAAGUGACCCAAACAGCCUGCUGGGACCCAAACAUCUUAAAAUUAAAAUCUUGACCUUUUUAAUACAGGUUCACUAUAUUCUGGGGAAUAAAAAAUGGUCAUGUCUCAAAAUGACCCAUGCAUUGUUAAGGAGUAGUGCUGCCUAUAAGAUAAUCACAUAGAUUGUUACUGGAAAUAUAUAUUUGCUAUGAAUAAACCGAGCAAUGCUAGAGCAUUUUGUGAUUAUAGUGAUCUCCUAUCAGUUACACAUUUUAAAAGUCACUGUUAAAGAAGAUGACAGAAGCACAACCUCCUUAUCAUAACAUGCGGUUCUCAAAGUAAGAUAUCCAUCAAAUAUAUUCCAGUUCUAUUUUCCUAAUAUUUCAUAUUUAUGCCAUCUACAGUGUGAUGUACUGCGCUUACAGUAUCUCAAUCAAUCAAUUCUAUUUGUCACGUGAAAUCGUCAAUCCUCUCAGUGAGACCUAGUACCGACAGUUAACCUUCCAAGGUUGUUUAUAAGAUCUUUAUAUUUGGCUCUGUGCUCUGAUAGGCUGAUGCAGUCUCUCGUAGUGAUUAAGCCAAAGAACAACAAUUCUGUGUUUAAUUUAAAAUGUUAGAAUUGAGAAAUUCUGACCAUAUACAAUGGACACAAAUACAUACACACGCCCUCACAGCUGAAAUGUGUUUAAGCCUGGUUUUAAUGUAACUGCUUCAUUUUUCAAUUGGUCUGUUUAAUUCAUAGUAUAUUGCUUACAGGACUGAAUUAAAAAAAAAAAGUUGUUUUGUUCUUGUUUUUUUGUAAAGAAUUCCGUGAGCAGUUUUUCCUCUGAUAGCUUGAGGUUGUGAACAUAUUAUACAGGCAACGUUUUGUACUCAUACAUUUGACUUUAGUUGUAUUUAAAAGAAACUAAAAACAAUUUGACCUCAGUACGUGUUGGGUCAUGUGUCUAUCCAGUUGUUGUUACUAACCGUGAUCGUCUAUAAUGAGUUUUUACAUAAGGUAACUCCAUAUUUCAUUGAAGUGUGCCUUCAUAUAGUGCUGUGUCCUUAAAGUCUGUGGUUCUGGAGUUUAUUUUUGUUAAAGAAUAAUAUUGCCUUAGCGUUUAUGCGUUUAUGCUGUUAGAUGUGCAGAAUAAAAUCAGUUUUCACACUGGC